Messenger RNA from Morus notabilis, 762 nucleotides. RefSeq lists its product as uncharacterized. The transcript has 3 exons. Gene Ontology annotation, molecular function: nucleic acid binding. The record is from RefSeq and is a predicted model, not a curated record. Gene Ontology annotation, biological process: DNA integration. Bases 1 to 762 code for a protein of 253 amino acids. Lineage: Eukaryota; Viridiplantae; Streptophyta; Magnoliopsida; Rosales; Moraceae.
AUGAAGAAUGACAUUCGUGAGUAUGUCUCAGAAUGUGUAACUUGUCUCCGGAUCAAAGCUGAGCAUCAGAAGCCUGCUGGAGAAUUACAACCUCUACCUAUUCCGAGAUGGAAAUGGGAGCACAUCACGAUGGAUUUUCUAAUGGGACUUCUGAAGACUGAGCAAAAGCACGAUGCCAUCUGGGUGGUGGUGGACAGGUUGACGAAAUCUGUGCAUUUCAUACCGUUCCGUGCAAUGUACUCCCGAAAGAUUCUGGCAGAAUUGUACCUGGAGCACAUCGUCAGACUUGAUGAAGUGCCGUUAUCUGUUACGUUCGAUCGCGAUACUCACUUUAAUACAAGCUAUCAGGCCAGUAUCGGCAUGGCAUCGUUUGAAGCUCUUUAUGGUCAACCUUGUAGAUCACCCAUUUGUUGGCUGGAACCAGAAGAUCAACUCACUAUUGAGCCAGAAGUUAUUCAAAAGAUAGUUGUGAUUCGGGAACGAUUGUUAACAGCUCAAAAUCAUCAGAAGAGCUAUGCUGACAGAAGGCGUAGACCUUUGGAAUUCCAGGAAGACAACUUCGUUUUGUUGAAGUGGUAUGACGUUCCGAUACAAUAUGACACAACAUACGAGGAAGUGCCAAUUCAAAUUCUUGAUCGGAAGAUGUGUCAUCGUGAUAUUCCCCUAGUGAAAGUUUUAUGGCAGCACCAUGGAGUUGAGGAAGCGACAUGGGAGUUUGAAACGACGAUGCAUGAGCUGCACCCGCAUCUGUUUGCAUUUUGA